Molecule: messenger RNA, 815 nt
Organism: Rhagoletis zephyria (snowberry fruit fly)
Lineage: Eukaryota; Metazoa; Arthropoda; Insecta; Diptera; Tephritidae
Cellular component (GO): nucleus
Source: RefSeq, a predicted model, not a curated record
GAGUAAUUUUUUGUAGUCGUCAAGAUGGAAAAAAAUUUAAAAAUUACAAAUUUCAAUCAAUUUGAAACAUUAGUGAAGUAUAUGGAAGACAAUCCGAGUUUUGCACGAGGAUUUAAUAAAGGAGUUCAUAAAAUUGACGUCAAGCAAAAAUGGAACUCACUCGCAUUGACCUUGAACAGUAUUGGACCACCAACACGAGACGGCGCAGGCUGGCAAAAGGUUUGGAUCGACUUAAAGGGAAAAGUUAAGAAAAAAAUUGUCCACAAUAAACGCGAAGUAAAUGCUACAGGAGGAGGCGUUUUUAAUCAACAGUCGCUUUCCCCAUUGGAAACCCGUGUCGCCAAUGUAAUGUGCUUUAAUGAGAUGCUAAAUCCAAUUGGCAAAGCCUUAGGCACCAGCAAUAUCGUACCAACAAAUGCAUCCACAUCUUCAGGAACAAAGCCAUCUGCGCCACCAAAUCCCAUUUCAACUCCAUCACCGGAAGAGAUGAUGUUAAUGGAUUUGUUGUCCGACGAAGAAAUAGCAGAGAAUGUUGCUGGUUCCAAUUCUUUACUUGAAAGCGCUAAAAAAACCCAAGUAAAGAGUCAAAAGGAACUUCUCGUGGAUCAAAUCGAUAUUCAGAGGAGUUUUUACAACGAAGUUCGACUGAGUUUUAAAAAUAUUGAGGAACACAUGAAAGAUUCAAAAGAGUUUCAACAUAAAUUGCUACACCUGGAGGAGGAAAAGUUAAAACUAGCUAAGGAUAAGUUUGAGUGGAAGAAAAAUAAAGCUGAAAGAAAGGCAAAAAAAAGUCUGAAGAGAUUGUAAUUUCUUUU